CUGUAGCUCUGGAGAAAAGGGUUUUAUGUCGCGGGUUCUUUCUUUGCGCCCUUCUCUCUACCCUCGCUCUCUCUCCCCGACGAACUCCCUCUCUCUCUACCCUCGCUUUUUCCGACCGGCGAACCACCGCGAGCAACCGACAAACCAGGAGGAUAUCGGCGAGACGACCGAGAGCAACCGACCGGCGUGCGACCUCCUUCUCUCUCUGCCCUCCCUCUUUCCGACCGGCGAACCACCGCGCCGCCCCUCUGGCUCCGGUUCCGGCCCCGACUCGUCCGUCCCUUACUCUUUCUCUCUCCUCGCGUCUCUGUCUGCCCUCCCUCUCUUCGACAGCGAACCACCGCGCCCCCCUUCCGGCUGCAAAUCCGGCACCGGCUUGUCCAGUGGAAGUUUGUUUUGCUUACUGCAGAGGAACACAGCCAAGUUGGAUUGGAGACGCCGUGUUCGUAUGGCUUUGGAUGUGGUGAGUGAUUUUGGUCUGUCACGUCUGAAAUCUAAAGCAUAUCUCACAACAAAAACUGGGAAGGGAACGCCUCAGUGGAUGGCACUGGAAGUUCUCCGUAAUGAAGCCUCAGACGAGAAAUCUGAUGUGUACAGUUAUGGAGUGGUCUUAUGGGAAAUUGCCACCCAGAAGAUCCCGUGGGAUAAUCUCAAUGCAGCGCAGGUAAUUGGUGCUGUGGGGUUUAUGAAUCAGCGGCUAGAUAUCCCUCAUGAUGUUGAUCCACAGUGGGCAUCUAUAAUUGAGAACUGUUGGCACAGUGAUCCAAAGUGCCGACCGACGUUUUAGGAAAUACUGGAAAGAUUCAAAGAUUUGCAGAGACAGAACGCACUUCAAUUCCAGGCUUCCCGCUCUGCUGCCGGCGACAACACUCCAAGGGAAACGUGAACCAUCCGAUGCAUCAAGAGGAUUUGUCUAUUCAUUACAUUGGUGAACAGUCCAAGCAAACCUGGCUAUUUGCCAGGAAGUUGAUGUUGCCAACCAAUCUCGGUUCGCUUUGCUGCUUCUGGACCAUGAAAUUUGGCGACCAUAUUUUUGGGACCAUUUUGAGAGGAUAGAAUGUUUGUCCUUUGUUUGAGCAAUUCAAUUGUGGGUGGAUCUAGGACGAUUGUAUGUCGCUUUUGUGCAUUUAUUGGAAAAGUCACAAAGGAUCUUGUAGAUAUGUUGCAAAGUGUUGUGGAGAUCGGAGGCUGAGCACAUUAGGCAUUGCCAUCCAUUUGUUUGUGAUACAUUUAUAGGGGAACAUUAGAUUCUCAUCAUAAAGUUGUACAAAUCAAAUUGACUUUGAUGGCUCUUAGUGGUGAAACAGAGCUUUGCAAUGGUAACA
Messenger RNA from Eucalyptus grandis, 1325 nucleotides. RefSeq names its product serine/threonine-protein kinase EDR1-like. Gene Ontology annotation, biological process: protein phosphorylation. Gene Ontology annotation, molecular function: ATP binding; protein kinase activity. Lineage: Eukaryota; Viridiplantae; Streptophyta; Magnoliopsida; Myrtales; Myrtaceae. The record is from RefSeq and is a predicted model, not a curated record. The transcript has 7 exons. The coding region runs from base 26 to 787 and encodes 253 amino acids.